Molecule: messenger RNA, 3372 nt
Organism: Cydia fagiglandana
Lineage: Eukaryota; Metazoa; Arthropoda; Insecta; Lepidoptera; Tortricidae
Product: gastrula zinc finger protein XlCGF57.1-like
Exons: 2
Coding region: 87-2060 (657 amino acids)
Biological process (GO): regulation of transcription by RNA polymerase II
Cellular component (GO): nucleus
Molecular function (GO): DNA-binding transcription factor activity, RNA polymerase II-specific; RNA polymerase II transcription regulatory region sequence-specific DNA binding
Source: RefSeq, a predicted model, not a curated record
AUGCCGGUUGUGAUUUCAUAAUGUUGUCUUAGAAACCCUACCCCUGCUUAUAUUUCAAAUCUGUGCUGUGCAGGGGUGCUAAACGAAUGGUCUUGCUGAUUGAUCUUGCAUUGCAGGUAUUGCCAGUACCAGUAACUACAGCUAUAGUGCACGACAUGUCUCUAGAGACAGCACAUCUUGAGGAGGCAGAGGCGGUGUGUGUGAAGAUGGAGCCCGGAGAGGUGUGUGUGAAGGAGGAGCGGCAGUGUGAGGACAGCGUGUUGUGCGGAGUGAGCGCGGCGGCCGCACGGGCCGGUCUGUAUGUUGAUCAUGUGGUCAAGGACGAGCUCGUGCUGGGCCCCGAGGAGUGGCACCGCCCUCAAGUGCUCCCUUUACAAGUGUGUUCGGACGGCAGCGUCGCCCGCGCCAGGGAACAGCUCGCGAUGGCUUGUUCCGUGGUGCUCGAGCGCCUCCGCGACGACGCGACUGUUCACAAAUGCAGCUACUGUGAUUGCAAAUUCAGUCUCAAAUCAUCCUUAAAAGCACACCAGAAGAUACACACCAGAGAGAAACCGUACACUUGCAGUCAUUGCGACUACAAGUUCAGUCAAAGUUCAGACUUACGAAGACAUGAAAGGACACAUACUGGCGAGAAGCCUUUUCAGUGUAGCCGCUGUGAUUACAAAUUUAGUCGGAAGUCACAGUUACAACAACACCUGAAGAUACAUACUGGGGUGAAGCCAUUUCAGUGUAGCCACUGUGAUUACAAAUGCAGCCAAAAGUCAAACUUACAAAGACAUUUGAGGAUACAUACUGGGGCGAAGCCAUUUCAGUGUAGCCGCUGUGAUUACAAAUGUAGUCAGAAGUCACACUUACAACAACACCUGACGAUACAUACUGGAGCGAAGCCAUUUGAGUGUAGCCACUGUAAUUUCAAAUGCAGUCGGAAGUCACACUUACAACUACACCUGACGAAACAUACUGGAGCGAAGCCAUUUAAAUGUAGCAUCUGCGACUACAAGAGCAAUCGGAAAGAACACUUACUAGUUCACCAAAGAAUACACACCAGAGAGAAGCCAUAUACAUGUAGUCAUUGCGACUACAAGUGCAGUGAUAGUUCAACCUUACGAAGUCAUGAAAGGACACAUACUGGGGCGAAGCCUCACCAGUGUAGCGACUGUGAUUACAAAUGCAGUCAGAAGUCAGACUUACAACGACACCUGAUGAUACAUACUGGGGCGAAGGCAUUUCAGUGUAGCCACUGUGAUUACAAAUGCAGUCAGAAGUCAUACUUACAAAGACACCUGAUGAUACAUACUGGGGUGAAGCCAAUUCAGUGUAGCCACUGUGAUUACAAAUGCAGUCGGAAGUCACACCUACAUCUACACCUGAUUAAACAUACCGGGGCGAAGCCAUUUCAAUGUAGCCACUGUGAUUACAAAUGCAAUCAGAAGUCAGACUUACAACGACACCUGAUGAUACAUACUGGGGCGAAGCCAUUUCAGUGUAGCCACUGUGAUUACAAAUGCAGUCAGAAGUCACACUUACAACGACACCUAAUGAUACAUACUGGGGCGAAGCCAUUUCAGUGUAGCCACUGUUAUUACAAAUGCAGUCAAAAGACAGACUUACAACGACACCUGAUGAUACAUACUGGGGCGAAGCCAUUUCAGUGUAGCCACUGUGAUUACAAAUGCAGUCAAAAGACAGACUUACAACGACACCUGAUGAUACAUACUGGGGCGAAGCCAUUUCAGUGUAGCCACUGUGAUUACAAAUGCAGUCAGAAGUCUGACGUACAAAGACACCUGAUGAUACAUACUGGGGCGAAGCCAUUUCAGUGUAGCCACUGUGAUUACAAAUGCAGUCGGAAGUCACACCUACAACUACACCUGAUUAAACAUACCGGGGCGAAGCCAUUUCAGUGUAGCCACUGUGAUUACAAAUGCAAUCAGAAGUCAGACUUACAACGACACCUGAUGAUACAUACUGGGGCGAAGCCAUUUCAGUGUAGCCACUGUGAUUACAAAUGCACUAAUAAAUCGAAUUUAAAAAAACACCAGAGGAUACACACUCGAUAAAAGCCAUGUACAGUAGAAUCCGCUUAUAAUGACAUCAAAGGGAAGUGACAAACACGUCAUACUAAGCGGAUGUCAUAUAAAACAUAGUUGUAUAACUUCUUAUUUUUGUUAUGUUUUCCAAAUUAAUCUCAAAUUCCUUUGUGAUAAAUGAGCUUUAUUAAAUUUGUAACAAAUAUUAACUUGUCACUGAGAAUCAAAACUAAAAUACCUUACACGCCACGAACGCACCAAACGUCCUAGCAGGGAAAGACAUGGUGACGGCCACAAAAACCAGCGAAUGUGUCAGUAUAACCGGACAUAAUUUCAUGGAAAUAGGAUUUUUAGGUCAUAGUAAGCGAUUUGUCACUAUAAGCGAAGUCAUCUUAUCCAAAUUUGUCAAAAAGAAUUUUAUGUGAAAACCAAACUUCGCACUGUAAUUACGUCAUAGUAAGCGGUUGGUCAGUAUAAGCGGAGUCAUAAUAAACGGAUUCUACUGUACCAUGUAUUCGUCGUGAUUACAAAUUCAGCGAUAAAUCCAACCUGCGAUGUCACCAGAAGACGCAUGGGACGAAUCUUAAAAAGCAAUAAUAGCGACUACAAGUGCAGCCUGAAACAGCACCUGCGGAGACACCAGAUGAGACGCGGAAGAGAACCCUUACUAUAGGGAUCGUUCGCGGCGGAGGGUAUGUCGCCUUUUGUCCUAAAUCAGAAAGUUAAACCUGACAUUGACACACACUUAAUAUUAAAAUACAGUGGUGAAAUAUAUUAGUGUCGAUCCGCUAGUUAGUGCAGUGAGUGAGCGCUGGGGGCGAAGUGGUCAGGGCUGUUAUUGCGAAAAUCGCAGUUUGCAAAUUGCGGGCAUCUUUCUCUGUCCCUCUAAUUACACCUUAAUUAAAGUAAGCGAGAAAAUUACCCGCAAUCUGCGGAGUUCGGUGUUCGCGGUAGGCCCUCAGCCAUGUGGUGACCUCCGGCUCGGAGCAGGUUGUGGGCUCAAACUCCAGUCGCCAUCAGAUAUAUCGGAGCGGCCAACGUGCUCACAAAUAUCUGAACGCGCCUCUAUCUAUUGUUAGAGUGCGUGUUCAGAUAUUAUUGAGCACCUAAGACAGCUCCUAUAUGGCGACUGUACAUCACUUGAUACUUACUAGUUCCUUUGUAGUUUGCUUGCUGGAGGAAAAUAUCUCAAAUGAACCUACAUAUUAAAGUUAUUGCGAGGGCUGCCAUGAGAACAAUAACCCUAACCCUCUUAUGCAGUGAGAUCUACAUCUCUCCCGCUCUUGCUAUAUUGGAGUGACAGAGAUGGAGAUAAUCUAUACUUAGAAUUCUCGAAGGUCGC